AUGGAGGUGCGAGUGAAUGGUCUGGCGGGGCAGCUUUGUUGCAUGCGCGGGCAGAGUGACUGGCGCGCCGGUGAUGUGAAGCGCGCCCUCGAGGCGAUCAGCUUUGAUUCGCUUAUCCUUGGCUGCAGCGAGCUGCAAGAUGACGACCUGUUGCAAGAUCCGGGUUGUGUGCGUGACGUGGAUUUGACCUUGGUCCGAAGGUCAGCGGCUCAUGCAGAGCUACUGCGGCUUGUCCGCCUUGGCACCCAGACCCUCAGCCGAAAGUGGCUGGCCCGCAUGCCUGAGGUCGUCCGAGGCGAUUCUGAGAUAGUUCGAGAGGUCUUGCGGAGGGAUGGUGUGGCGCUGGAGCAUGCCACGCUCGAGCUGAAGGCAAACCCUGAGAUAGUCUUGGAAGCAGUGCGCCGCAGUGGCUUCGCUUUAGAGUAUGCAGCAGCCCAGCUGCGCAACGACCGCGUCUUUGUUCUGAAAGCCGUUCAGGUGAAUGGCUUUGCGCUUGCGCGAGCAUCAGAAGCACUGCAGGCUGAUCCCGAGGUUGUUCUCGCAGCUAUCAGAGAAGAGGGUGCAGCGUUUGAGUAUGCAGCAGAUGAGCUGAAGAGUGAUGCUGACUUUGCUCUGGAUAUUGUCGCAACGGGAAGCACUGGAGUGCUAGAACACAUUGCGCAAGACCUUUGGGAAGACCCUUGCUUUGUGCUGGAAGCUGUGAAAAGGCUGCCCUCAGCUUUGGAAUACGCACAAGCGGAUAUCCGGGGUGAGCCAACUUUUGUUUUGGAGGCCGUGAGCAAGAAGCCUGAGGCGCUACCUUUCGCAGCGAAGGAUCUGCUCGAGGACCCGGCAUUCCUUCUGAGAGCGAUCGCACGGAAUCCGGCUGCCCUUGCGCACGUGGAUGCGGACUUGGCUGUGGAACCUGCAUUUGUGUUGACGGCACUGCGGUGCAACGGUGAGGCCUUACGCUUCGUGGUCCCAACCCUCUUGAAAGAAGCCCGCUUCGCCCAGCAGGCUCUUGCGGCGGCUGGGCCCAAGGCCUUGAGUGGCAUGCCCGAUGAUUUUUGGCAGGACAGAGAUCUUGCUCAGGCUGCUUUGCGCUCUGACGAAGCCUCCGUACAAAGGGUGCCCAAGAAAUUCUGGGCAGACAGAGACUUCGUUCUCAAAGCAGUUCGCUGGCAGCCAUCGAUACUGAACAUGAUUGAACCGAACCUGUUGAAAGACAAGGCUUUCAUUCUUGCAGCCGUGCAACGCAACUCCCUGUGCAUCCGAUACGUGUCUGAGGAGUUGCUGAGAAACCAAAGCUUUGUAUUAGAAGCCGUGGAGGUGCAUGGUUCUGUGCUCAAGCAUCUUCCAAGUGAGAUGCGAACAGACCGGUCGUUGGUCCUGGCUGCUGUCCUCAAGACCGGUUUUGUGCUGGGCUUCGCAGAUGACGAGCUUCGUGCAGACAAGGGCUUUGUUCUGGAUGCCGUCAAAACGAAUGGCUACUGCUUGAUCGGUGCCCCUGAUGCAAUGCGGCAGGAUCGGGAUGUCGUGCUUGCCGCUGUCAGGCAGCAGGGGCAAGCGCUGGAGUUUGCAGCAGCUGAGCUUCGUGCUGACGCCGAGAUUGCACUUGCAGCCACUGAGACCUGCCCAGGUCCGUUUGUGCAUGUGGAAGCCUGCCUCUGGGCAGACCGAGACUUCGUACUGAAGGCUGCCAAACGGCAUGGCUGUGCCCUGAAACAUGCGGAUGACACAUUGCGACGAAAUCGAAUGUUCGUGCUUGCGGCCUUCGAGCUGAAUCCCGAGUGUCUCUGCUACGCGCAUCCAGAGCUUCAGUCUGAUAGGGGAUUUAUGAUUGAAUGCUUGAUGCUCAACCCAGAAGCUCUACCCUUUGUGCCUGCGGCCAUGCGCAUUGAUGUUUCGUUUGCGGCCGCGGCUGCAGCAACAAAUCCGCCUGCAUCGCAGACCGCGACCUUGUCUUGUGACGCACCCUCCCCGUCCUGGUGA
Messenger RNA from Symbiodinium pilosum, 1971 nucleotides. Lineage: Eukaryota; Dinophyceae; Suessiales; Symbiodiniaceae. The record is from the annotation of a GenBank genome assembly.